GUUACUCGCCCGACGGCCGGUGACAUCAUUAUCUCUCAUUUAAAAUCCCUCGACAUGUCAAACUGAACGCAUUUGACUUUAUUUUAAUCGAAAAAAUAGUGCGGAAUGGGGCAGCGCGUUUCGAGAACGGACUUCGAGUGGACCUACACGGAGGAACCGCACGCGAGUAGACGGAAAGUAAUUUUAGAGAAAUAUCCGCAGAUCAAGAAGCUAUUCGGAUACGACCCCAACUUCAAAUGGGUUGUCUCAUUCAUGGUCGCAAUACAAUUCGCAAUGCUGUUCGUAAUGAGGGACCGUUCGUGGGGCGUUACGCUGCUCGCCGCCUAUUGCUUCGGCGGCGUCAUCAAUCACUCGCUCAUGCUGGCGAUACACGAAAUCGCGCACAACUUGGCCUUCGGUCACGCUCGUCCGUUCGCCAAUCGCCUGUUCGGGUUCUUUGCGAACUUACCCAUCGGACUGCCGGUGUCGAUCAGCUUUAAGAAGUACCACUUGGAGCACCAUCGGUAUCAAGGCGACGAGCUGAUAGACACCGACAUUCCCACGUACAUCGAAGCGAAAUUGUUCUGCACGACCGUCGGGAAGAUCUUCUGGGUGAUGCUGCAGCCGUUCUUCUACACGAUUCGGCCGCUGAUGGUCAACCCGAAACCGCCGACCCUCCUCGAGUUCGUCAAUCUCGUCAUUCAGCUAGUGUUCGAUGUAAUUGUCGCGUACUUCUUCGGUGUUCGCGUCCUGUUGUACUUGGUGCUCGGUUCGCUUAUGGCUAUGGGGCUCCAUCCGGUCGCCGGGCACUUCAUCUCCGAGCACUACAUGUUCAAGAAAGGUUUCGAGACGUACAGCUACUACGGGCCAUUGAAUUGGAUCACGUUCAACGUUGGGUACCACAAUGAGCACCACGAUUUUCCGGCGGUACCGGGCUCACGGCUGCCUCUGGUGAAAAAGAUCGCGCCCGAAUUUUACGACGAUUUACCUCAGCACAACUCGUGGUCGGCGGUCCUGUACGACUUCAUCAUGGAUCCGGAUAUCGGACCGUACGCGAGGAUACGAAGGCGGACGGUGGGCCUAACCAGCUAAAGGUUUUGCGCCUUUAGUCGACCUAUUAUUAAAACGCUUGCGUCCGUUUUGGACCAAAAAAAGUUGUACAUAAAUGUGAUUUGGGGGGGGGGGGACAAAACGGUAGGUCACUGAUAGGUAAUCUUUAAUUGUAUGUACCUAAUGUAAUUAAAAUUGUUUAUUUAAACUUAUUGUACUGUAAGUUUCAAAAGGGGAGUAAUUAUACAAUAAUUAUUUUCAA
This is a messenger RNA of Photinus pyralis (common eastern firefly), 1291 nucleotides long. RefSeq names its product sphingolipid delta(4)-desaturase DES1 (gene ifc). The transcript is spliced from 5 exons. Lineage: Eukaryota; Metazoa; Arthropoda; Insecta; Coleoptera; Lampyridae. Gene Ontology annotation, cellular component: membrane. The coding region runs from base 106 to 1071 and encodes 321 amino acids. Gene Ontology annotation, molecular function: sphingolipid delta-4 desaturase activity. Gene Ontology annotation, biological process: ceramide biosynthetic process. The record is from RefSeq and is a predicted model, not a curated record.